UCCCAAUAUGACAUCGUACUUCUCGUUGGGAGCAUUUCUACUUGUACUGGUGUCUUCAUCAUGUCCAUCUCCAAUAAGUGAUCUUAUCAAUAUUGAGCCCAAUGGCAUUGAAGACGUGGAGCGAUCCCACAUCGCUAACUUAAUCCUUACUGCACUUAUCCUCCCGAGAAUAACGACAGCACCACCGCGGAUUGACGAACUUGUGGCGACCGCACUUACCACGACACUACCAGCACAGUUAGAAAUAUCGACGGAAAAUAUUGUAAAAAUUAUUGAAACUACGACACAUCACGGUAAUAAUAAUCCGACCGGAUCAACGCCAGCACCAGUCACGAUAUUGGCCGAUAUUACAGAAAUUACAACGUCAGUUACUGAAUCUGCCACAGAAACGACGCCAAGUACAAUGUCGUCGUCAAAACCACCGACCUAUGUCACACUUCCGCCAUUAUCGCCAGGAUCGCUGGGAGGAAUUAUUCGGGAAGCGUUGGGCCUCGUCCAAAAUACGAUUCGUGUCGUAGGUUUGAAUUUACUAGGAAAUCAGGCCCUCGUAGGAAAUCCUCCUCCCGGAUUGGUACGAAUUAAUGAGACGCACUUCAAACUAGUUGGGACAAGGGGGGAGGAGGUGGAAAAUGGGAAAAUAAUUAACCACUAAGAAACUUAGUUUACAUAUUUUAAACAGGUGCCAUUAAGUUUAAUGAAAUUUUGCAAUUAAAUAUUCUUGCAGAAUGCAUAGAACAAGUUAAUAAUUGUUAAGAAGAUUAUUAAUUAAGAAAAUUAUUCAGAUUUAAGGAUAUUCCGAAAGCUUGUAUUUUGCUCAAAUAUAAAAUUCAUAAUGUUACCCAUGGUAAAUGAAAAUUAGUUUGAUUAAUAUUUUUAAGGUAGCGGAAUCUACAUGAAAAUAUUUGUCAAUUUUUAUUUGUAUUUAGGUAGUUUAGUUUAAUUAAUGCAUGAUACUGUGGAUUAUUAUUAUUAUGUGUUAAUUAAAGGAUAUUUUUAAAGUUGAAUGAAUCUGUUAGUUUUAUAAGAAUUUGUGUUAUUACCUAGUCGUCUCAAUUGAACUGGGA
Folsomia candida is the source of this 1064-nucleotide messenger RNA. RefSeq lists its product as uncharacterized. The record is from RefSeq and is a predicted model, not a curated record. NCBI's taxonomy places the organism in Eukaryota, Metazoa, Arthropoda, Collembola, Entomobryomorpha, Isotomidae. The transcript is spliced from 2 exons. The coding region runs from base 8 to 652 and encodes 214 amino acids.